Messenger RNA from Closterium sp. Naga37s-1, 6786 nucleotides. NCBI's taxonomy places the organism in Eukaryota, Viridiplantae, Streptophyta, Zygnematophyceae, Desmidiales, Closteriaceae. The record is from the annotation of a GenBank genome assembly.
AUGGUCAUAUCCGCUAGCGAAUCCGCUAGUAACGCAGUUGCCGAGUCGCCAGUCUGCACAUCUGCCGUCCCCGCAAACGCGUCUACCUCGCCCGCCGCCGCCAUUGCACUUCCCCCCAUCGCGGACGCCGCCACUUCCGCCGAUGGACGGAAGCGGCAGCCGCUGCAGCUGCGCGUGGCGGUCAGCGGGGCAGAAGGGGGGGCGGGGAGGGGGGCGGAUGGGGCAGCGGAUGGGGCAGCGGAGACCAAACCCGUGGCAGGGGCUGGGAAUGAGGGGAAGCUAACUCCCCGCGGAACGAGGCGUGCGGGAAGGAGCGCGAGCGGGGACCUGAGCGGAGGCGCAAUUCGCGCCACUGGCGGAGUGGAAAGUCCUCCAGAGACGGACACGGGCCCGCUGACCUACCACGGGGAAGGGCGGGGGAGCGAUAAGCGGAACCCUUGGGGGGCGAGGCGCGGGGUCGGGGCGAGGGCGGGGGAAGAGGACAGGGGGGAGGGGACAGGCGCGCUCGCUCCGCUGCCGCGGAGCGGGCGGAAGGGGCGAAGGCGGGGCGGGGAAUCUGCGGGUGGUAGCAGAGAUGCGCAAGAGGGGGCGGAGCUGUUCAGACACGCCGCGACCAUUGGCAACGCGAGCAGCAGCGCUACUAAUGGUAGCUUUGCCUUCAAUGCCGCGUCCAAGUAUCGGAGCGUCAGCAUCAACAGCAGCAGACGAGGCACGAGCGCCGGCGCGACGGUCGAUUGGGAUCUCAAUGCCGCUCCCCCCUCCCCCGCCGCCGCUUCCGCUGCUUCCGCCACCCCCAGGAGCUCAUUCCCCAGCAGCUCCACCACCCCCACCGCCGGCGCUGCGCGCGAGGGGCUGUUCGGGAUCCGCGCAGGCGCGCGCAGGCUGUACGAGGCGCGCAAGCAGGCGAAACGGCAGGCGAGUGGCGGAAGCGGCGCAAGUGACUUGGCAGGUGGGGUGCUGUCCAUGGGAAGAGACGUGUGGGAGGCCGCGGAGAAGAACCAGCUCGUGCGGUGUGUGGGGAGCGUGGAGAGGGGGAGCGCGGAGAGGGGGAGCGCGGAGAGGGGGAGCGCGGAGAGGGGGAGCGCGGAGAGGGGGAGCGCGGAGGGGGAGGCCGCGGAGAAGAACCAGCUGGGCAGAUGGGCGGGGAGUGUAGGGCGGGGGAACGCCGAGGGGGGAAGCGCUGAGGGGGAAAACGCUGAAGGGAGAAGUGGCGAAGGGGGCAACCUGGAAAAGGCAAGUGGCGAGAGGGGAAGGGGGGAAAUCGGCUUGGGGGAGAGCGGUGAGGGGGGUUGGGAGGGUAGUAUGAGGCUGAGGGAGGGGAGGGGCGGAGGGGAGGGGGAGGGUGAGAGUGAGAGGGGGCGGGGGAUAUGGAACGAGGUACGGGAUAUGAUGGUGCUGCGAAGGGAGAGAGGGGAGGAGGGAGGCUGGUCUGAGUGGGUUGAUAUAGAUGGGGAGGAGGAGAGUGAAGAGGAGGAUUGGGAGGAGGAGGAAGGAGAGGAAGCAGAAGGGGAAGAGGAGGAGGAGGAGGAAGAAGAAAAGGCGGUGGUGAAGGAGAUUGGAGCGGAGAGCAGGGGGGAUGGAGCAGCACGGCUAGUUCCUGAGGCCCCUCUGGCGCAGCUUGAAGGGAGCGUGGAGAAUUCUGAAACGGCUCAAAAGUCAGUGGAGAGCAGGGGAGAUGGAGCAGCAGAGCCUGUUGCCGCACUCUCUCAGGAGCCGGCUGAAGGGCGCGUUGGACGUAGAGGUUACGAGGAAGUUUCCCGUCUUGAUGAGGCGGAAAGAGGUGGCAAUGUGAGCGGGGAGUGUGGGGAGGUCUGUGAGGGUGAAAGGGGUGAAUGGGAGGAGGAAGAGAGGGAGGGGAGGGGGGAGAGGGAGGAGAGGGAAGCAGAGGGAGGUGAGAAAGGUUAUGGGGAGAAAGGUUAUGGGGAGAAAGGUUAUGGGGAGAAAGGUUAUGGGGAGAAAGCGGAGGAGCUUUGGUUUCACAGGGAGGAAACCGAGGCGGGGCGAGGGGCGGAGGCAGUCAAAGAGUGUGUGGAGCCCCAAAGACGCUAUGAGGAUGGCGAUGAGAGUGUGAGUGGUGGAGCAGCAGCAGCAGCAGAACUAGCAGCAGCAUCAGCAGCAGAAUCACCAACAGCAGCAGCAGCAGAAGCAGCAGAAGAAGAAGAAUCACCAGCAGCAGCAUCCGGGGCUGAAGAGCUAUCGGAGGAGAGUGUGGGGCCAAGUCCACCCAAUUCCACCCCAUCCACUGCGCCUGCUGCGCCUGCUGCACCUCUUGCACCCGAGGUGACUUGUGACUUGACUCAGAAAGCAACGGCUGGCGGGUAUUCGCGCAAGCUCCUCUCCUCCCGCACUCUCAAGCUGGUCCUCAAUCCCUUAUGCUCCCCCCUCGUUGUACCGUACUCCGCGACUGCUUCUAACGAGGAUGCUGGUAAUUCUGCUGCUGCAGCAGCAACUGCUGGUGCUGCUGCUACUGCUUCCGAGGACCAGCACCUGCUGGUGCUCACACCUCCAAGCACCAAGAAGCGCAGCAAAGCCGUCGACUCGAAGAAGCACAAUGAGAAUCGCUCUGUUGAAUCAGCCGAGCCAUCCCACAUGCCCAAGAGCACAGGCACUUUCGAGCCGCCUCAAAAGUCGCCCCUGAGCACACCAACAGCAACUGGGGCACAAUAUGAGCCCAUCUGGUCCCUCACGCCCUCUCACAGGCCUUCCCAGCCCGUCCACACGCCCGUGAGCACAGGAACCGUGCCACCAUACACCCUUCUCUGGCCUCUCACUCCCUCUCUCAAGCCCUCUGAUUUCACUCUCGCACCACCGAUCCCUGACACUGAUACACUGUAUGAGCCCAUCUGGCCCCUCCCUCCUGCUGGAUCCAGGCAGCGCAUGAAGAGCAGCGGUACUGAGACGGGUCACACUCAGACCCGGCCGAAGAGCAGCGGGGGGAGGGAACGCGGGGCGGAUAGGGUGGGGCAGGGAGGAGGGGGAGUGGGGAAGCAUGUGAAGCGCUCUGAGACACUUGACGCUCUAAGUCGGCCGAAGAGCAGUGGAGGGAGGGAACGGGGAGCAGAUGGCGCGGGGCAGGGAGAAGGAGUGGGGCAGGGUUUGAAGCGGUCUGAAACUGUUGACACUCAAAGCCGGCCAAGGAGCAGCGGUGGGAGGCAACACGGAGCAUGCAGAGUGGGACAGGGGUUUGAGGAUUUUGAGAAGGCUGUGGAGUGGUUGGAAGGGCAGAGUGGUUUGGAGAAUUCUCAGCAGCACUCGCAGGGAGAGCAGGGGGGGCAGGGGUUUAUUGUGAGGCGGAGGCAGCUGGGGAAGAGCAGUGCAGGGAGGGGAGGAGAGGUAGGGGGUGUGGGGUGGGGAUUGAGUGGCGAGUUUCCGUUGGCGGGAGAAGGUAGGAGGAGGAGGAGCACGGGUGGUAGUGGUUUGGAUGGUGGGGUUGGUGCUGUUAAUAGCACUGAUGCAGCAGGGCUUGACACGGCAGGGAUCGACACAGCAGGGAUUGGCACAGUUUUGGUCGAAGCAGUACCGAGGGGAGAAUGCGUGGAGGCACCUUUAGAGCGAGGCAUGCUGAAUGCACCGUGUGCCUUGGAACCACAAGCCCCUGCUGCUGUUCACACACUUCUCAUUCCCACACCUGAAGUUCCCACACCUGAGAUUCCCACACCUGAGAUUCCCACACCUGAGUUUCCCGCACCUGCCAGUCCCGCAUCUGGCAUUCCCACGCCUGCCCUUCCCACACCUGCUAUUGUCACACAUGCUGUAGGAACGCCCACACACACCGCCUGCAAUCCUGCUGCUAUGCCCGCUGCCCUCCCUGUGCUGCCUGUCGAAGAACCGCCCACCACCACGCGAAACCUCUUCAGACCGUCGGUUUCUGUCAACGACCUGUCAGCCGCAUCCGCCUUCCCCAAAUGGGCUCUCACUUGGAAGACCGCUGUGCGGUCGCCCCUGCGUGGGGCCAACACUCCACCCGCUCCUCCCAAGACUGCAGGCAAGACGUUUGAGAGCUCUCAACAGCCGCCCCUGCCUGUGACCAGCGGCACGUUGGGCUUCUCUUCCGGGCGUUAUUCGGGUUUCUCCUCGUGGAAGAGUGUACUUCGGCGGAACACGCACAGCGACUCGCUGGCGCCGGUGGCUUCGGACGGGCCGAAGGACGUGUGGGAAGCGGCAGAGAAGGAGCAGCUGGGGGGGUGGAGGAGCCGGUCCAGGGGUGCGCGGAAGAGGAGCAUUAUGGAGGCGGCUAGACGGAGCCUGAGCGGUAGAAUUCUGGAUGGUUUGAGCGGUUUGAGUGGCAGAGAAUUGGGUGGGAGCGAUUUGAGUGGCGGGGGAUCGAGUGGCAGGGAUUUGAGUGCGAGGGAUUCGAGCGGCGAGGAUUUGAGUGGCGGGGAUUUGAGUGGCGGGGAUUUGAGUGGCGCAGAUUUGGGUGGCGGGGAUUUGAGUGGCGGGGAUUUGAGUGGCGGGGAUUUGGGUGGCGGGGAUUUGAGUGGCGGGGAUUUGAAUGGCGGGGAUGUGAAUGGCGGGGAUUUGAAUGGCGGGGAUGUGAAUGGCGGGGAUUUGAAUGGCGGGGAUGUGAAUGGCGGGGAUUUGAAUGGCGGGGAUGUGAAUGGCGGGGAUUUGAAUGGCGGGGAUGUGAAUGGGAGAGGGAGUAGAAGCCUGCAUGAGACAGGGAGUGGGGGGGUGGAGGGCGGAGCAGCAGCGGGAGGAGGGAUCGAUGAUGUGAUAUUGAACGGCGGGGAGCAAGGAGAGAGCUCCUCUGGUGUACCUGUGGGUGGGUUGCAUAGCAGGAGGCACACUGUCGAUGGUAUUGGGCCUGCUCUUAGCAAGUACGGCAAGUCUAAGGAGAAUGGAAGCCGGGUGAGCAGGAUUCGGCGGGGAGUGUUUGGGUUAGCCAGGAGCAGCAGCGGCGACAACGCUUCUACUGCUCAAACGGGCAGCGGGGGGGAGUUGCAGGCAACGUUGGUGCCAAGGGCACUGUCAGAGAGCAGACAGAGGCAUGGCAGGAGCGGCAGCAGGCUGAGGGCGUGGGGGUUCAGGUCGUGGGGUAGCGGCCGCAAGAAGGAGAGCCUCUCUGGGGGAGUUGAGGGGCCUAUUGAAGCUCCUUUUGAGGCUCCUUCUGAGGCUCCUUCUGAGGCAUCUCAAGGCGCGCCGGUGGAGGUGAGGGAUGAUGUGUGUGGGGACAGCAGGGUAUCGAGCCAGCACGACUUGAUGGUGGAUGGGAGAAAGGAUGGCGGAGGAGACAAUGGCACGAGCAGCAGUGGCGGGAGUGCUCUCGAGCUACGUUGCUUCAGUGGCAUUGGUGACGCCAUUGGUGACGCCUUUGGUGACGCCAUUGGUGACGCCAUUGGUGACGACUCGCCCUCUGGCAGCCCUCAGGGACGCCAAAAGGCUUCAGGUGGAUCUUCGGGUGAAACUUCAGGUGGUGGCGUGCUGUGGAAUCCGUACAGUGCGGAGGGCAGGCUGGAAGAAAUGCCGAGGUUUGUCUCGGAGUGCAAGUCUUCCGGGUUGGAAUAUGAAGAGGAGGGGGAGGAGGCGGAGGAAUUUGAGGGGGAGAGGGGAGUGGGGGGGCACCUGGGUGUGGCAUGGAGCUGCCCUGUCCUCCUGCCUGAUGCGACCCUUGGAGUGCCACCAGUGAUGCACAGCCUGGUGGAAAGGCAGGAGGAGGAGGGGUGUGAGAGCCAGCAGGAUGUUUACAUGGGGCAGCCGGGGCGGCAGCAGGGGAAAGAGCGUGGGAUGCUGCAUGAGGUGGCGGGUGCGAGGGCUGUUACAUUUGCGAGAAUGGAACCAUUGCACGAGGGUGAGACACUGGACGGGAGUGAGGGAGAGGCAAUGGAGGGGUGUGAGAAUGAGGAUGUAUUGGGUUCUCAGAAGGGGGCAGACGGGAGAGCGUCAGAGCAAGGUGAGCGGGAUCAGCAGAAGAGGACAAGGGCUGCUACCCUUCUUGUUGCAGUGGAGCCGUUCAGACAGCGUGUGCAGAAGGCCAUGCAGGGGCAGCUGGCGCAUGAAUUCCUCUUGCUCUCUCGGCCAUUUUCUCCCAACCCACCAUCGCCCAUCCUGCUGUCUAGCUAUCAUCCAGCUAUCGCGUUUUACUAUCACCCAGCCGUCGCCUCUCCCUCUUAUCCCGCAGUCGCCCCUCCCUCCUACCCCGCCGUCGCCAUACCCUCCCAUCCCACCGCCACCUCUCACCCCGUCGUCGCCUCUCACUCCCACCCCCCUGUCGCCUCCCUCUCACUCCCCGCCAUCGCCACUCCCUCCCAUCCCGCCAUCGCCACUCCCUCCCACCCCGCCGUCGCCACACCCUCUCUUAUCCCGCCGCCGCCUCUUCUCCCAUCCCGCCGCUGCCACUCCCUCCUAUCCCGCCGCCGCCUCUCCUUCCUCCCCGCCGUCGCCUCUCCCUCCUCCCCGCCGUCGCCUCUCCUUCCCUCCGCCGUCGCCUCUCCUUCCCUCCCCGCCGUCGCCUCUCCUUCCCUCCCCGCCGUCGCCUCUCCUUCCGUCCCCGCCGUCGCCUCUCCUUCCCUCCCCGCCGUCGCCUCUCCUUCCCUCCCCGCCGUCGCCUCUCAUUCCCUCCCCGCCGUCGCCUCCGGCGACAGACGGAGCGCGAGGGAGAGUGAGUGCACGGGAGCGAACGCGCAGGAGAGUGCGCGAGAGAGUGCGCGAGAGAGUGCGCGAGAGAGUGCGCGUGAGAGUGCGCGUGAGAGUGCGCGUGAGAGUGCGCGUGAGAGUGCGCGUGAGAGUGCGCGUGAGAGUGCGCGUGAGAGUGCGCGUGAGAGAGCGCAUGAGAGUGCGCGUGAGUGA